Neogale vison (American mink) is the source of this 420-nucleotide messenger RNA. It is a transcript of the gene FAM240C, whose product is annotated as family with sequence similarity 240 member C. NCBI's taxonomy places the organism in Eukaryota, Metazoa, Chordata, Mammalia, Carnivora, Mustelidae. The transcript has 2 exons. Bases 1 to 243 code for a protein of 80 amino acids. The record is from RefSeq and is a predicted model, not a curated record.
AUGAGUGACAGCCAUGCUCUGAAGCGCCCAGGAAGGGUGGCUUUCGAUGCCGGUGUGAUAAAGACGUUUUGGGAGGAAAAAAUCAAGCUGCACACAAGACAACUUCAGAGCGAGGCCAUGAGGACCCGCAGGAGUGCCCUGGACAGGCUCCGCGGCGAGUGGGCUCGGAUGCUGGAGGGGAGGAACAAGGCGCUGCAGGGCCCCCCCGGAGGUGGCCACCCAGCCUUCCCUGCUGGGCACUGAGCCCUUUCCCACGCAGGACACCGCUGCCACCUGAGCCUGCAGACUUGCCCUGCCCGGGGUCCAAAGGCACCCGAGGCUCAGUGCAGAGGUUCGGGGCAGAACAACCACCAGGACCAGAGCCGCUGAGAAGCUCACGGGCUCUCCUGGCAGCUUUUGCUUUUCUAGCACACAGCACAU